UUCGUUCGCAGAGUGCAAAACUGUUAUCCAUCGCCUAUAUAAUUUUAGAAUCUAUUUUUGUUUAUAAAUAUAAAGUACAUAGUUAUAUGUAGGCGCAUCCUAAGAGCCAAUAUAGUAAAAAUCGAAAAAUAGUUACCAGAAAAAGUUUAAAGAAUCGUUGAGGAACAUAGUAAAUAUCAGUGUUCUGAUCCCCAAGUGAUAUAACCACGAGGAUUCGCUCUCCUGCUCUUAGUUUAUCGGUUUCUGCGUCGCAUUUUGUUUACUUUCUGAGCGAAAACCAAAACAGAGAUACAUAUGUCGAAGAAGUGCACCGUGCGAUCGCUGAGCGACAGCUCCCUGGCUGAGCUGGCCAACUUGUUGGUGUCCACCAUCAGCUAUGUGCAGUAUGCCCCGGAUGUCCACCUGGACAUCAACAUUGUGAUGGUGGAGUUGAACGAGUAUCUGACCCAGCUGGGAGCCACAUCCAAUAUAUACCAAGAUCUGCUGAGGGUGAUCCUCAGCUCGGAUUACCUGGAGGCCAACAUGAGGUUCACCUGCCUACAGAUGUUGCUCAACUGUGGGGUAACCUUUCUGGUCACGGAAGUGUUUCCCUUUAGCUACUACGAAAAGAUUCUGCAGGUAAUUGCUGCCCAGGGCGCUGGACUGCGAGUUUUGAAUAUCAAGGGAAUCUGGGUGAAGGAGGAGCACAUGCACUACAUGUACGAAAUAGUGCGAAGGUGCAAGCAGCUGGUGAAGCUAUAUGUGCCCUAUAUUGCCAAUGAUCGUCUGCUGGAGGAGAUCGGAAAGUGCUGCACACGACUGCAGAUUUUGGACAUUUCCGGGGAGACAGACAUCACGGAAAUCGGCAUCGAUGCCCUGGCCAAAGGAGUCUGCGGCCCAUCCUUAACCGUUGUGGAUGUGGGCAUGCCCGGCGAGGAAAAUAUUUGCUAUUCCGACAUAGCCCUCAUCCUGGAACACUGUCCGCAUGUGGAGACCCUGUCCACGUACUCCUUUGUGGGCGCCGCCUUGAAGUUCAUCUACGAUAAUGUCGAUGAUCGCUUCAAGUGCCGCUUGAAAUAUAUGCACGAUACGGGCACGGAUGAGGCCACCCUCCAGGUGAUCAUGCAGACGUGUCCACGGCUGGAGACCCUCUAUCUGGAUUCCCCCAAGACGGGUUGCCUCAGGGCUCUGCAUACGCGCUCCCUGAGAAAGCUGAAGAUUUACAAGUUUGUGGUGGCCGAGCUACUGCCUCUGCUGGAGCGACCCAUUGGCCAAAAUCUGCGACAUCUCACGAUGAUCAAGGGGUCGGGAAAUCUCGAGCUGGGAAAGCUGGCGCGCCUGUGCCCCUCUCUGAUUGAUCUCGACUGCUACAUGAUCGAUAGUCUGUCGUAUGUACAAGCCAAUGCCAAGUUCCAUCAGCUCGAGGGCUUGGAGAUCCUAAGCAGCGCCAUUAUGACGAGCUCCUUGAAGGCCUUCCUCUGCAACUGCACGGAUCUGAAGCGGUUGGCAGUGGACACGGUGGAUCUUACGGAUGAGGAUAUAGUGAGCAUAUUUAUGCAGCAUGACUUCAAGUUGCUGGAGGAUGUUUGGUUCACUCUCGCUCCAGAACUGACUGUGACCUCAGUGGAGUUACUAAUGGACUGCUGCCCAGAAUUGCAGUCGGUGGGCCAAUUAACCGGAUGGUCCUUGACGCCCGAUGACUUGGCGCUGAUUCGAGGACUUCUGAAGAGCGGCAAUUCGAGCAUUGUACUGACACCAAACGGUUUUCUAGCUUGACGCCUACAAUAGCCCUAAUGCUGCUGCCUGACUCUCGCCAAGGGGAACAAACGUUUUUGUAAAAAAAAUCAAGUGUUGUGUAUUUGCUUGUGAUAUUAUUUAAAUAAAGUUGAUUAAAUU
Molecule: messenger RNA, 1875 nt
Organism: Drosophila kikkawai
Lineage: Eukaryota; Metazoa; Arthropoda; Insecta; Diptera; Drosophilidae
Source: RefSeq, a predicted model, not a curated record